Molecule: messenger RNA, 1089 nt
Organism: Echinostoma caproni
Lineage: Eukaryota; Metazoa; Platyhelminthes; Trematoda; Plagiorchiida; Echinostomatidae
Source: the annotation of a GenBank genome assembly
CUGCCCCCCCCACCCCCUACCGUUUUAUUUGUUGCCACAUUUCAUACAUUACAGGCAUUCAGUAAUUCAAGCGCGAUCGCCAAACACAAGCUCACACACAGCGAGGAACGGAAAUACGUUUGUGGAAUAUGUCACAAGGCGUUUAAACGUCAAGAUCACCUUGAUGCGCGCUCGUUGCGACGUCACUAUGAGAAUGCGCACCCAGAGGAAUACAGUCGAUGGCUUGUCCUGUCCCAAGCCACAAAUGGGGACACCAGUGCAAUCGCAGUCGCUGCCGCCGCGGCUUUGUUCUCUUCCUCCUCCUCCGGUUUGGACAAAGAGUCCACAGAACAAGCGGCCAAAGAGCUCCACAUGGAUCCGUCCACUUCGGCCGUUCUCACUAGCGUGCUGAACGGCCCGGUACGUGGUGUGCUCACUUCCAGCCUAAAUCGUGCGGCCGGCUGGGGCACGUCCAGUGAUGUUCUCAAAGCAGCACGAUCGGAAAGCGCAUCACCCGCCUCAACUUCAGCCAUCAAUGAACACCACGGUUGUUCAGUCUCUACCGCGACAUCACCCACGGGGCCCGGGGACACACUGGACCGAGAUGAGGACGAAACACACGAGACACGGCCACCAAUAAUGACUCUGACCGCGGAGAAUAUGGCUGCUGCAGCCAAAGUCGCAUUGAUAAUGGCUCAUCCGUUGGAAGCACCCAAACGGGUAGCCUGUGCGGUGUGUCAGAAACGGUUCAAAAAUCAGUCGGCACUGAACGGGCACAUGCGACUGCAUGGAGGAUACGGACCGGCCGGACUAGCCGUGUCUGGGGCCGCGCACGGUUCAACCGGUAGUAGUCAGGUGAAAACCGGUCGAUCGCAUCCACCGGAAGAUUGUUACAGCACCGGUCCCACGGCGAUGGAAUUCGAUGAUAAAUCGAAUGACAAAAUGGACACGACAGGCCCCGUCCAAUCGUCCCAGGUGAGCUCGGUACCAUCAUCAUCAUUAUCAUCAUCAGUCGAGCGAUUCGUUCGAGAUUCUUCGGGGCAAAAGAUGCUUUCCUAUGUUUCUGUGUAUGCACUAAAAAAGUGGGAUGCUUGUUUUCAAUUUUGGUGA